Pistacia vera is the source of this 786-nucleotide messenger RNA. Its product is annotated as transcription factor bHLH140. NCBI's taxonomy places the organism in Eukaryota, Viridiplantae, Streptophyta, Magnoliopsida, Sapindales, Anacardiaceae. Gene Ontology annotation, molecular function: protein dimerization activity; DNA-binding transcription factor activity. The coding region runs from base 43 to 552 and encodes 169 amino acids. Gene Ontology annotation, biological process: regulation of DNA-templated transcription. The record is from RefSeq and is a predicted model, not a curated record. The transcript has a single exon.
AUAUAUGUCUCUUCAGCUCUCAAGUCCUCAAGUCCACGAAUAAUGGACUGUUUUUCAAAUGAUAACAUCAACUCAACUGGGUCGUCGUCUUCGGGUAGCAGCAGCAGCAAGGGCAAGAAGAGGGGUGGGAACAGAAGCAAAGGAGUGAUGAAGCUGUCGACUGAUCCUCAAAGCGUGGCUGCUAGAGAAAGGAGGCACCGAAUCAGUGAUCGUUUCAAGAUCUUGCAGAGCUUGGUUCCAGGCGGAACUAAGAUGGACACAGUGUCCAUGCUAGAUGAAGCCAUUCACUAUGUGAAGUUCCUCAAGGCUCAGAUAUGGCUUCACCAAAACCUUAUGAAUUUUGUCGAUGAAGACCCUUGUACUUUCCUUCAAACUCCCCUCCAUUUCCAAGAGGGUUUCAGUACUACUUUCAACUCAAACAUUACCAACUACUCGCCUCCAGUAGUGCAACCAUCAGUUGUGGUUCCGUCACCACCUCAAGCUAAUUUCCAGGAUUUUAAUUACUUCCAAGGUGAAGAGACACUGUAUUUAGAUGACCAAACGAAAUACUAGUUUAGUAGUUAGCUUCGAACUCUCUCUUUCUCUCUCUCGUUAUGCGAGUGUACGGAUUCUGUGUGGAAUUGUGGUGAUGUUAGGAGCCAGCUACGUGCUUAAAAUAAUGGGAAAUGAUAUGAGUAGUAGGCUUUGUUCUGUGUUUAGGUAUAAAUAUUCUGUAGUACGUUAUGUAUGAGUAUGAAAACUCUUAACAAAUCGUCUUCUUGUAGCUCUAGAUAUGGAAAAGAAUCU